This is a messenger RNA of Cyphellophora europaea CBS 101466, 2619 nucleotides long. RefSeq lists its product as uncharacterized. The transcript is spliced from 3 exons. NCBI's taxonomy places the organism in Eukaryota, Fungi, Ascomycota, Eurotiomycetes, Chaetothyriales, Cyphellophoraceae. Bases 1 to 2619 code for a protein of 872 amino acids. Gene Ontology annotation, biological process: regulation of DNA-templated transcription; DNA-templated transcription. The record is from RefSeq and is a predicted model, not a curated record. Gene Ontology annotation, molecular function: zinc ion binding; DNA binding; DNA-binding transcription factor activity, RNA polymerase II-specific.
AUGCUGUCACGAAUCUCCUCACAUCCGCACGACUCGUACUCCAAUUAUCCUGACUACCACCAUCAGCGAGACAUGCUCUCCCAGCAACGGCCAACCACUCUUGUGCAAAAUAGCCACAACUCCAACCCUCAGCCGUACGAUGAUAUGAACCUCCAAGCUGGCCGGAAACGAGCUGGCUCUGAACUAGACCCUUCGGACACUGGUGACGCCCAGGGCGUCCGCCGCCGCAUUUCCCGAGCCUGCGAUCAAUGUAACCAAUUGAGAACAAAAUGCGACGGAAAACAUCCAUGUGCUCAUUGCACAGACAACGGUCUGCCUUGCGAGUACGCUCGAGCUCACAAAAAGCGAGGUCGUGCGCCCAAGAAGGAUAACGAGCAGAAUGACGAUAUCAGUGGCAACCAGAUGCAGAACAACCAGAUACCUUCUUCGGCACCGCGUCCAUCUAAUUCUCGAAAAUACUCCACUACAUCCUAUGUCGGUGCGGUAGACAACACUCUGCCGUCGAACAAUACCCCAACAAGCGCCACUUUCGAAUCUGCACCACAGAAUGGCUUCUACGGUGGUUUCGAUCAUGUCGCCAAUAUGUCGAUGAAUACAAAUGGCCAAAUGCCUAAUGGUCCAAUCUCUAAUGGACAGAUGCCCAACAUGGACCAGACAAUGAUCCCACAGAUGGCCCAACCAAACUUCCAAGUACCAGACAAUCAUAGCUUCGCUGCUCAGAUGGACAAUAUGCAUGGUCAGCCAGUAAGCGGAUUUGGCUUCCCGUUGGGUGAUGACUAUUCGGUCGCCUUCAUGGGCAAGGCCCCGAUGGUCGAAUCUCCAGACUGGCUUGCUCUGACCUCGCCCAUGUACCUCACAGAACCGCCUCUCAAUCAACCUCGGCCCCCUGACCAGCUGAAAUACUCUGUCUUAAGGCCACUUCUGCCUCACAUCGAAUCCAUCAUGCCUCAAGCUAUUGCAUGCGAGUUGCUCGAGCAAUAUUUUAGCAGUUCAACCUCAGCCUACCUACGACCCUCAAAUCCCUACAUCCUCGGCUAUAUCUUCCGCAAAAAGUCCAUCUUGCAUCCUACCGAGCCUAGGCCAUGUACUCCGGCCUUACUUGCCAGCAUGCUGUGGAUAGCGGCUCAAACUAGCGAUUCGGCUUUCUUAACCAGCCAACUAGAUGCUCGCGGGCGAAUAUGUCAGAAGUUGCUCGAGUUGACCAUCAGCAUGCUCAAACCCCUGAUCCACAGCAAUGCGAACAGUGUCAAUCCUACACCAAGCUACCAUCACAUGUCCAGCUCAGACGCAAGCCUCGCUGGCCUUGUCGUACCCACCGACAGAGUGGGCCACCAUGGAGUAGAUCGCGUCCAGAUUGACAACCUGGCAACCUACAUUCAUCUCGCAACAGUCGUUUCGGCGAGCGAACGCAAGGCAACUUCGCUUCGCUGGUGGAAUGCUGCAUGGUCUUUGGCACGGGAGAUUCGGCUCGGACGCGAACUGCCACCUAACAUAUCGCCCGAAAAGGAAGGCGAGGAACAGAAACCGAUCAUCGCAGACGGCGAUAUUCGCAAGUCUUCGAUCGAUGAGCCGCGCGUGGUGUCAUAUGUGAGUGAGGAGGACCGCGAAGAGCGACGCCGAACCUGGUGGCUCCUCUACAUGCAGGAUCGUCAUCUGGCGCUCUGCUACAAUCGGCCUAUGUUCUUCCUCAACAGAGAAUGCGAGAAUCUACUGCUGCCUCUGGACGACGACAUAUUUCAGUCGGGCCGAUUCGAGCACGCUUCUGAUCAUGGACAGAGACGCCGUGGACUCAGCAUCGAAUGCACCUCACAUUCAAUCUUCGGCUACUUCUUGCCGCUCAUGGUGCUUCUAGGUGAGAUCCUGGAUCUGAAUCACGCUCGAAAUCGACCGAGAUUUGGUCCCCGUUCAAAGCGGCCUAAGAACUGGGAUGAUUCUGUCGAAGAAAUUUCGCAGGCUCUGGAAGCCUUCGGGCAAUCACUUCGCGAUUUCGAAGCUGCGGGAGGCCGUCUGCACAACUCGGAUCAUAAUCCAGACGCUGUGACUCCAUCUGUGGUUAGCACAGGCACGAACGACUCGGUGCCUUUCUCCAACUCGGAGUUAACCCUGCAGACAAAGACUACGGUCGCAUACAGCACGCAUAUCAUGCAUGUGCUCUAUAUCUUGCUUACAGGAAAGCUUGACCCGAUUGGCCUUCUUGAAAACGCAGACCUCUGGAUCUCAUCUCAGAGCUUUAUCACAGCAACUGGUCAUGCUGUCAACGCAGCAGAUGCAGUGGGGGACAUUAUCGACCAAGAUCCCGAUCUGAGUUUCAUGCCUUUCUUCUUCGGUAUCUAUCUAUUGCAAGGAAGCUUUUUACUUCUUCUGUUCGCGGAUAAGCUGCAAGGAGCAGAAGUCAGCGCAGAGGUGGUUCGCGCGUGCGAGACGGUCGUUCGUGCGCACGAGGCGUGCGUUGCAACGCUCGACACGCAAUACCAACGAAACUUCAGGAAAGUUAUGCGGUCUGCUCUCCAACAGGUGAAGGGCCGGAUAUCGGACGAUUUAGCGGAGCAGCAACAGUGGAGGCGAGAGGUUUUGGCCUUGUAUCGCUGGACGGGCGAUGGAACCGGGCUUGCGUUGUGA